Malaclemys terrapin pileata is the source of this 4001-nucleotide messenger RNA. It is a transcript of the gene CCDC57, whose product is annotated as coiled-coil domain containing 57. The record is from RefSeq and is a predicted model, not a curated record. The transcript is spliced from 18 exons. Lineage: Eukaryota; Metazoa; Chordata; Testudines; Emydidae. Bases 91 to 3075 code for a protein of 994 amino acids.
CUUGGAACACCAGCAGCAGCUACGGUUCCCAUGGAGACGGGGCCUGCUCAGCAGAGACCCGCCGCCGCUUAGAGAGCAACUCGCUCAACAAUGUUACAAAUGGAGAAAGAACUAAAUGAACUUCUUGUGAGGAAAGAACAAGAAUGGAAAGAGCUACAAGCUCGCCAUCUCUGUUUUCAGAAGACAACAUUGCAGGAUACCAGAAAGCAGCUCCAAGAAAUGCAUAAAAAAUUCAAUAGGUUAAAAGAAGAUUUCACCUAUAAUCUGAAAAUUCUGGAAGAGAGAGACAGAGAACUGGAGCGCUAUGAUGCCAUGUUUACUCAUUUGAAAAUGGCUGAAAAUGCUAAACAGGCAGAAGUUAGCGAUCUUAGGAUACAGCUGGAUAAGCUGCAACAAACACUUCUCAAGGAAACCCAGAAACAAGAGGCUCUGCAGUACCAAUAUCAACAAAAACUUAAAGAACAUCAGUUAGAGAUGGAGCGGCUGCACAGUUCUAAGGUUUCUGACAUUGACCAUCACUGUGAGGAGUAUAAGAAGCUGAAACAGCAGUUGGAGAGAAAACUCCAAGAAGUGGAAGGAGAGCUUGCUUUGCAGAAACAGGAGCUGCUAGUGGAAUUUGGUGCAGAAAUUAAAAAGAGAGAACAUGCAUUUCGACAGCAGGCAGAUGAAAUGAGUAAUUUAGUUCUUUCUCAUGAACUGAAGGUGAAGUUGUUGACCAGAGAACUGGAGGCUCUGAAAGAGGCUGGGAUGAAAGCUGCAGAAUCAUUGCAAAUAGCAGAAACUACUAAUUUGAAGUUGGAGAAAGAGGCCAAAUGCAAGGACUGGGAACUUAAAGAUCUUGCAGCUGUGAAAGAUGCUCAGAUACAGGAUUUAGAAUGUAAACUUCAUUUAGUAUACCAGACCUGGCAAAAAGAAGAGGAAACAUUUCAGAGAAAACAUGAGGUGCUAGAUCGCUUUGCGAAGGAAAAGGAUGCAGUACUGGCUUCAGUGAAAGAAGUCCAUGCUGAGCAAAUACAGAAGUGGGAAAAUCAGAUAAGAGAACUGCAAAUAAGUCAUGAAACUCUGGAAAUGGAGCUGCGUAGAAGGGAAUGGAAGCAUGCAGAUUGUUUGAAAGAGAAAGACACUGUUAUUGAAAAGCUUCAAAGAGAGCUAACAACACUGAAAACAAGCUGGGAUUCUCAUCUAGCUCAAAUCUCCAAAGAGACUGUUUCUAAAGACCUUCAAAUUCAGUCAUUGCAUGAGGAGGAGGUGAAGCUGAGGGCAGAAUUGGCCAGAUUCCAGCAGGAUAUAGAAAGGUAUAAGCAGCAACUGUCUCUGGCAGCAGAACGAGAGCAGAUUCUGGAACGGGCUAAAGUGCAAGCAGAACUGGACUGGCAGCGGCGCUGUGAAAAUGCUGAAAGAAAUCAAUAUCAGAAAUCAGAGGAUCUAAUACAGAGCCUGUCAACAGCAAGGGACCAGGUUACAGCUCAGCUACAAGAGAAGGAAAAGAAGCUGUGUGAAAUGGAAACAGUCCUGUCUGCUUUGACCUUUGAAAGAGACCAAGCAGUGCAGGCUCUUCAGAAACAUGGUAUAUUGCCUGAAGGAGAGAAACAGAUGUUUCUAGGUGGUGAUAAAGGAGUUCUUGGAAAAGAUUUUCCUGCCACAGAGAUCCAAAGAUUAAAGGAACAGAACACCAGCCUGCGGGCUGCUAUUGCAGAAAUGAGGAAAGAAAUGGAGACUCUCAGUGAUCAGACAGCAUCCUCGUUCCCCAGGAAAGAAAAUAUACAAUAUACACAGCAAACUGCCACUGAUACUAAGGCUGCUACAGUCAUAUUUACUCCUGAUUAUGUUCAAUCCCUGGAAGAGGAAAUAAGAAAGUUAAAGCAUAAAUACUGGAUAAUGGAAGAGCAACUAGAAAAGGCAUUUAAAUUUUCCAGAAAAUCAUCUGCUCCAUCCCAUGACCCAUCCAGCACUCAGCACCACUCAGCUCCACCCAUCACUCAGCUCCACACCCACAAUUUCCAGGAAACUAAUGGUGCAUUUUGUGCUCAUGAAGUUUUCUCUGGAGCUCCUUUGAAGAAGCUGGAAGCCAGAACAGCACCCUUGGACGCCAUGGUAACACAGCACAUACAAAAGGGUUCAGUGAUUAAAGGGCUUCAAGACGAGAUUGUAGAUCUCAGACAACAAUUAUCAGGGGUGGAGUCAGGCGAUGGCCCCCACCAUUGUAUAAAUUGCUCUGCACAGCAGAUGCAGAGUAAACUGAAGGAAGCAGUGAGAAAGAUCUCUAUUCUGAGCCAAGAAAAGCAACAACUAAUUGAAAUGGGAAACAGAUUUCGAGCAGAACUUGGUGUAGUAUCAAAGGAAGGACUUCAGCAUUACAUUAGCUCUAAACAGUGCCCUGUUCAUACGGUUUAUGGUGCUCUGUAUCCUAAAGAGCUUGCCAAUGAAGCACAACAUCGAUUCUCAGCUUUAGAGCAUCUACAGUACCAGCUUACAACACAGGAGCUCCAGUAUGCACAGCGACAACGUUUCUCAAGAUUGACUUCUAUGAUUACGUUUCCUAGCUCAAUAGAGAGCUUAAGUGCUGGAAAUGUUCCAAGUAGCGGUGGUGAGGGAGCGGAACUACCUGAGAUUCAGGUUCAACUGGAAUCUUCUGUUAGAAAUUGCAGUCCAGGGCAACAAAAGGAAUGUACAUCCUCAGAAACAGACCAAUCACAGCAACUCAGUAGGGAGAGCACUAGCCAAUCCCAACAGGCCUGGAUGUCAUCAUCUGGAGUACACAGCUCCCUCCAGGAUAUUUGGCAAAUUCUAGAUAUGGGAUCAAGCCCUUCUAUUCUCAGCCCUCAAAGCAACAUAGAUCAAGCCCUCAGGAGACUUAACUAUGUGUCACAUGCUGAGUACAGGAGAAAACAAGGUGGCACCAAUACCCAAGGUCCCUGCUGUGGCACAGAAUUGAUUGAGAUGAUCCCAGCAGGUGAACCAUGCCCUUUGCUUCAGAAGAAGGUGAAAAAUCCUCAAGAUCCCAGUCAUUCUGACCUGAAGGAAAAUUCCUUCCUGAUCCCAAAUCUGGUAAUCAGUAUGAUUUUGAGCAUAUGAGCAAGACAAGAUGUGUGAGAUAAUAUCUUUUAUUGGACCAACUUCUGUUGGUGAGACAGACGAGCUUUCGAGCUUGCACACAGCUCUUCUUCAGGUUUGAAGAAACUAACUCCCAGCCAUGCAUCUAGAAAGAAGAUCCUCUAUAACUUCUCAGGCCACUGGUCCACUGCUUGGUGUCCCAUCUCCAGCUGUAACCAAUCUCUGAUGCUUCAGAGGAAGGCAAAACUGAAAACUGAAUACAUUUAAGCCAAUUGUACAUCAGCUUAAAAAAUUCCUUCCUGAUCCCUGCAGGCAACUGGCUGAAGCCCUGAAGUAUAAGAUUUGAUUAUAGAACUGAAAGUGUUAUGAGCCUGUUGAGAGUGAGGCAGGCAAACCUGUUCUCCCCAUGGCCUUGAAGGAAGGGGAAGACUAGGGGAGACUCAGUAACAGAUUCCAAAAUCAGAAAGGACUAUUAUGACCAUCCAUCCUGCCCCCAUGCACACAGGCCAUAGAAUUUCUCUUAGAAGCUUGAUUAAAGUGUAUCUUUUAAAAAGAUAUCUAAUUUCUUCAUAAAGACUCUAAGCGAUGGUGAAUCCACCACCUCUCCCAGUAAGCUGUUCCAAUGUUUAAUCACACUCACUGCUAGGAAAUUGUGUCUUAUUUCAAUGUUGAAUUUAUCUAAAUUCAACUUCCAGCGAUUGGAUCCUGUUAUGCCUUUGUCAGCAAUGUUGGAAAGCCCCCCACCCCAUCAGAUGUCUUUUAUAGCUGUAAGUGCCUAUGUGCAGCAACUGAGUCGCCUUUCAGCUGUAUCUUGGAUAAGCUGAGCUCCCUAAACCUCACAUUUUAAGCAGGGCCGGUGCAACCAUUUAGGCAAACUAGGCUGCUGCCUAGGGCGCCUAGUGGUUGGGGGUGCCUAAAAGCCCGCUCAAGCGAGGAGGUGGAAUGGA